Molecule: messenger RNA, 1389 nt
Organism: Acaulospora colombiana
Lineage: Eukaryota; Fungi; Glomeromycota; Glomeromycetes; Diversisporales; Acaulosporaceae
Source: the annotation of a GenBank genome assembly
AUGCCCUCUGUCUUAUCUAAGUUGUCGAGCUUUGCGACAAUUCCUCCUGGCGUGACGGCCUCUUUCAGCAUCGCUCAACUUCGAAAAAGCCUAGAACAUAUAUGGAAAAUAUAUAGCAGGAAUAGAACUGUAUUAGGAAGAUCUAUCUGGAUCCUUACAGUUUAUUAUCUUUACUUCAGCAAAUCAUACGGUUCUAAAUCACAAAAAUCCAAAGCCAAGUCGGCCGGCGAAGAUGCGAAAUCAAAGAAUGAAAGAGUUGCGGUUGACCAUGUUUUCUUUGAGAGACUGAAAAAAUUACUUAAAAUUGUAAUACCGGGAGUUAAAUCAAAAGAAUUUUGGCUUCUAUUUGUCCACUCUAGCUUUUUAGUGUUCAGGACGGUCCUUUCCGUGUAUGUAGCAGCAUUAGAUGGUCGAAUCGUUAGUGCAUUAUUAGCAAAGAAUGUUGGUGGUGAAGGUUUAUAUGCUUUAUCUCUGAUGGCACAUAUAUCUUCAGUUGUUCUGCGAGCGUUGACACCGCCAUUUGGAAAAAUGGUUGCGGAAGAGCAAAAGUUGGAGGGAGAAUUUCGGUUUUCACAUUCUCGAGUAAUUGAAAAUGCUGAAGAAAUUGCAUUCUAUGCUGGACACGAAGUUGAAAAGACCAUCUUAGAUCGCAGCUAUUUUGCAUUAAUUAAACAUAUUAAUAGAAUCUUCAGAAAACGUAUUCUCCAUGGAAUAAUGGAAGAUUUCAUUAUUAAAUAUUUCUGGGGUGCAAUGGGAUUGCUUCUAUGCUCCGUUCCCGUUUUUUUCAAAAUACCAGGAGUUCAUGUAGAGGAUCUCGGGUUUAUCACUAAUCGCAGAUUGCUAAUGAGUUCAUCGGAUGCUUUUGGUCGUGUGAUGUAUUCAUACAAGGAAAUUGCCGAAUUGGCCGGAUACACCGCCAGGGUCUCAGAACUUCUACAUGUUUUUGAUGAGGUCAAGGCUGGACGGUUUGAAAAGCGACUUGUUUCUUCAGUAUCAAUUAAGGAAAAUGCCAAAAUUUUGUCCGGUCGUGGAGAAGUAACCGAAAACGAGAACAUUAAAUUCAUUGAUGUGCCCAUAGUAUCACCAAAUGGUGAUGAUAUCCUUAGUGUUGUUCAAUUGAAUAACCUUGUUGAACGUGAGGGUGGAUGGGAUAGAGAAAGAGAGUGGAAAGAUGUUCUUGCCGGUGGUGACAAACAAAAGUAUGAUGGUCAAGGUGGAUGUGUAUUUGCAAAGCUAGAUGCACAGAGGAGAUUAGAAUUACAAGAGGAAAAACAAGCCUUGGAACAUAAAUUGGUCGAAGUGCCAAGGUUACAAUCGAGAUUGAAAGAAUUGAAAGAAAUGCUAGCAGAAAGAGAUGACUUUGAAAAUAAGGAAGCGACAGUACAAUAA